GUAAAGAAGAGGAAGUAAAAGUAGCAGCAGCAGAAGGAGAGGGAGGAGAAGACAGCGGCUUUUUCUUAAACACGUGUAAUAAUUUCUAUGUGAAUCCACAUUUGCACCUUUUUUAAGCCAAAUCCGCGCGGCCAGAAAAGCCACUGCAGACCACGAUGGGGGCAUAUCUGUCGCAGCCGAACACCACCAAGACCUCCUCCGACGGCGGCAAUAGCAGCAUGAGCUACGGCUUCUCUGCCAUGCAGGGUUGGCGGGUCUCCAUGGAGGAUGCCCACAACUGCAUUCCAGACUUUGAUGAAGAUACAGCCAUGUUUGCUGUGUAUGAUGGACAUGGAGGUGAGGAGGUGGCUCUCUACUGUUCAAAGUAUCUUCCUGACAUCAUCAAAGAGCAGAAGAUGUACAAAGAUGGCAAGCUGCAGAAGGCACUGGAGGAUGCAUUUUUGGCCAUAGAUGAGAGAAUAACUAUGGAGGAGGUCAUUAAGGAGUUGACACAGAUUUCUGGGCGCCCUGCUGAGGAGCCGCCUUCCAACAAGGUUGCAGAGGAGGACGACUUGGACACAGAGGAGGCAGCUCUGCUCCACGAGGAGGCCACCAUGACCAUAGAGGAGCUGCUUGUACGCUACGGUCAAAACCUUAAUGCUGUCAAACACGCAGCUGCGGCCGCAGCCGCCAGCGGGGUAGGUAAGAAGGCCUCUCCCCAGAAUGCCGACGUCUCGAAAGAUAAAGAAGAUUCUGAGCCACAGAAGAAAGGAGUGAAUGGAGAGGUGGAGGAGGAGAGUGAUGGAAAGGGGAAGGACGGAGCAGCAGGGUGCGGGUCUAAGCUACGAGCCUGUCGGAGAACAGGAGGAGGUGCAGGGAGCGGCUCAGUUAAAAGUGGAGAGUCGGGAAGCUCCAAUGGAGAGGAAAAGGCUGGGAAAGCAGAAGGAGAUGCAGGGCCUUCCUGCUCCUCUGCGUCCUCUAAGGCUGAUGGAGAUGCAAAAUCCAGGUUUUUUGAUGAGAGUGAAGAGUCUGAGGAGGGAGAGGAGGAGGAGGAGGAGGGCAGUGACGAAGAGGAUGGGAGUGAUGAGGAGGAAGCUGACAGCAGUGAGAUAGAGGAAGAGGACGUAGAAGACUCUGAGGAUGAAGAGGACGAGGAUGAGGAGAUGUGUCUACCUGGGGUGGAUGGAAAAGAAGAGCCCGGCUCAGACAGCGGCACCACAGCUGUUGUGGCUCUGAUCCGAGGGAAGCAGCUGAUUGUGGCCAACGCUGGCGACUCCCGCUGCGUCGUUUCUGAACGGGGCAAAGCUGUUGACAUGUCCUACGACCACAAGCCAGAGGAUGAGGUGGAGCUAACUCGCAUCAAAAAUGCUGGAGGGAAGGUGACCAUGGAGGGGCGGGUCAACGGUGGACUGAACCUCUCCAGAGCCAUCGGUGACCACUUCUAUAAAAGGAACAAAACGCUGCCCCCUGAGGAGCAGAUGAUCUCCGCCAUGCCUGACGUCAAAGUUCUGACACUAAACGAGGAUCACGACUUCAUGGUUAUAGCCUGUGACGGCAUCUGGAACGUUUUGAGCAGUCAGGAGGUGGUGGACUUCGUCAGCGAGAGAAUCAAACCAGACAAGGACGGCAAAACCAGGGCCCUCUCUUCCAUUGUGGAAGAGCUUUUGGAUCACUGUUUGGCUCCUGACACAUCUGGAGAUGGCACAGGAUGUGACAACAUGACCUGCAUGAUCAUCACGUUCAGACCACACCCGGCUCAGCCGGACAACACCAAGAAGAGGAAGCUCCAGGAGGAGGCCGAGGGCGCUGAGCCAGAGGAGAACAGAAACAGCAAAAAGGGGAAAAGCGAGUGAAGGAGGAGGGGUCGAAACAACAAACAUCAGCUCCAAUAAGAUGUGUAUAGUUUUUUUUGUUUGUUUUUGUUUUUUUCCUUUGUGCUCAGUUCUUGGUGAAUUUUUACAUUGACUGACUCUGCAGGUGUUUCUAAAGAUCAGUUCACACCUACAUCCAUUAAAGGGGCUAUCAAUGCCUUCCCAGCUCACAGAAAUAAUUUUAUUUUCUAGACGUUCCAAUCUCUUUAUCAUGAGUUCACUCCUGAGCUGCACACUAUUACUGCAUUAGUUUCCAGGCGGCAGCUUUGCUUUAUUUCAGCAAAGCUCGAAGGUCGUCUUUAGGCUAGUUUAUUUUUUACUGUCGGAGAUCUGUGUUGCUCUGCACUAUAAAAGCCUCCUUGGACUGCCAUGAAACUGGGCAACGCUCCACUGAUGCGUGGCAGAUGGUAUGAAUGAGUGAGGGCGAGUUGUGAUUAAAGCUUUGUGGCUAGCUGAGAAGGGGUCGUCUAAUGUCACUCUGGUUCCCCCUCUUAUUAAAUCUCAACCUGUGUCUCUGACUUCUCUCAUGGCAGAGAGGAAUGAAUUGUUUUGCUCGUCUUUCAAUCAUGCAUCUUUCCAUUUUAAUACCGAAUGAUUUAUCUCGUCUUGCUGAUAUGGUGAAAGUAAGUUGUGAACUUCCUGCCUCUUUGUUUUGUUUUUUUUGUUUUUUUCCAUUCCUGGUUUGUCAGUUAAAAGCCUGUAAAUGUUCAUGUGGGGAAAAUGUCAAAGUUUAUGAAGCUUGUGGACUUUCAUCAAUCUGUAUGAAAGGAUGGCAGGAAAACUCUUCGUCUCCAGCACCGUCCUCUGUUCCUCUGCUACAACACCUUUUAAAACAUGUUUGGGAUAAUGUAUUUUAGGUAAAGAGGAUAAAACCUUCCAUUGAGCAGUUAAUUUUUUUUUUUUUUAGUCAGUCCUGUGGUGGUUUUUAAAGAAGGAUAUUUUUUGUAAGCACCCCUUGAUGCUGGACUGGUAAGAAAGCACAAGGUUAUUUUUCUGAGAUGGAGAAACAUUUUGAAGUUCAGAGCACUGAGACUGUAACUGUCCUGUCCUUUUGUUUUUAUUUUCCUGAAGUCUGAUUUAAACUGUUGUGAUUGUCUGUUUCUAGUGUACUCGCGUCAGCAUACCUUUUUUUCUGUAAAUAGGUUUUUCAAUACUUGCAAUUGAAAGAUUUUUUUUUUCUUUGUAAGUGUAAGUGUGACAUUUUGGUGCAUACUCUUUUGACACCAGUAUGUAAGUACAUACAAAUA
Cyprinodon variegatus (sheepshead minnow) is the source of this 3097-nucleotide messenger RNA. It is a transcript of the gene ppm1g, whose product is annotated as protein phosphatase, Mg2+/Mn2+ dependent 1G. Gene Ontology annotation, cellular component: nucleoplasm. Gene Ontology annotation, biological process: protein dephosphorylation. Gene Ontology annotation, molecular function: cation binding; protein serine/threonine phosphatase activity. The record is from RefSeq and is a predicted model, not a curated record. The transcript is spliced from 14 exons. NCBI's taxonomy places the organism in Eukaryota, Metazoa, Chordata, Actinopteri, Cyprinodontiformes, Cyprinodontidae. Bases 156 to 1832 code for a protein of 558 amino acids.